Molecule: messenger RNA, 1064 nt
Organism: Cloeon dipterum
Lineage: Eukaryota; Metazoa; Arthropoda; Insecta; Ephemeroptera; Baetidae
Product: brachyurin-like
Exons: 6
Coding region: 107-967 (286 amino acids)
Biological process (GO): proteolysis
Molecular function (GO): serine-type endopeptidase activity
Source: RefSeq, a predicted model, not a curated record
AUCCUCUCUUGCUACAAUUUCCGAAUUCCCUGCUCAAUUAGCACGGGCUAUUUAACUUGGGCAUUGAAGAGGUUCACCUCACAAUCGGUGUGCUGCUGUACACGGCAUGACCAUGCGAUCCUCCCUGUGGAUUUUGCUGCUAACGCUUCUCAGCACGCAAGUUUGCGCCAGAGUGACGAACGGAGAUGCAGAGCUACGGUUGCAAUUCCAAAACGCAACCGCACGACACGGAAGAAUAUUGGGAGGAACGGCAGUUUCGGCUGACAACUUUCCUCUGUACAACUACCACGUGCUCGUGAAGGGCACAGGCGCGUCUGGCAUUGCUGAAACAUUCUGCGGUGGCGCUUUAUUGACUAAAAAUUAUGUUAUUACCGCUGCUCAUUGCGUCGCGUCGGGUGGAAGUGCGAGUGUUUACGUUGGAAAGCAAGAGGAUCCGAUGACAGGCAACCCGUUUCAAGGCGUGCCAAUCAUUCAUCCCGGCUUCAAAUAUAAUUAUGUGGUUAACAACAUCGCGCUGAUCAGGUUGAUCAAAGCGGUCACCAUUAGUGGAACUGUUGGGACCAUUCGGCUCUCAAGUGUCCAUCCCAGUACCUUGAACAAUAUCGUGGUUAAGACCAUGGGAUUUGGUCCUGCUGAUGAAACCACCGUUCUGCCCACGCCACCAGUAUUGAACGUAAUCGAAAUGACGCAUUUGUAUGGGCCCACAUGCAAGUCGGACACAAUAGAUGUUUAUGUGGACUACCCUCCUGAAACUGGAUGUUUGAGCACUGAAAGUGGAGCCAAAGGCGUUUGCUUUGGAGACGGCGGUGGACCUGUGGUUUACCCGAGCGCAACCGACAACAGUCCGAAAUUGUUAGCAAUCAACUCGCAAUAUUUGGCCUGCUCCAGCCAAUAUCCCAGCUCUAUCACCUACAUUUUCCCCUUCAUUGGCUGGAUUCAAACCACGGUCAGGCUGGUGCUUACUUAAUAUGUUUGUGUGGAAACAAAAAUAAUAAAAAGAUUAAUUUUUAUAAUAUUUAUUCUUGGUAUUUAAAUAAAAUAUGGUAUUGGCUUCAAACAAAUAA